This is a messenger RNA of Rhincodon typus (whale shark), 895 nucleotides long. RefSeq names its product protein RFT1 homolog. The transcript has 7 exons. The record is from RefSeq and is a predicted model, not a curated record. Bases 224 to 895 code for a protein of 223 amino acids. Gene Ontology annotation, cellular component: endoplasmic reticulum membrane. NCBI's taxonomy places the organism in Eukaryota, Metazoa, Chordata, Chondrichthyes, Orectolobiformes, Rhincodontidae. Gene Ontology annotation, biological process: dolichol-linked oligosaccharide biosynthetic process; glycolipid translocation.
CACACUCAGGGCCCUCCCUCACGCACCGUGCUCACGCUCGGGGCCCUCCCUCACGCACCGUGCUCACGCUCGGGGCCCUCUCCCUCUCCCUCACUCACCGGCGGCGGGUGAAGCCCAGGCUCCGCCCUCGCUCCCUGUGCGCGGUUGGAGAAGAGGACGCUGUCCCUUUGCUCGGUUUCCGGGAGGUGGUUGAGGCGGAGCCGGAGCCCGGGCCCGAGCGGCGAUGCGGACCCGGGAGGCGCUCUCAAGCGCCGCCAAAUUAACGUCUUACAGCGCGGGGCUACAGGUGCUGUUUCGACUGCUCAGCUUUCUGUUGAAUGCAUACACGCUGAGGUACGUUUCAAAGGAAACCAUUGGCAUUGUUAAUGUGAGGCUCACGCUGCUGUAUUCUACAGUUGUUUUCCUUGCACGAGAAGCUUUUCGGAAAGCAUGCUUGAAUGUUGGUAUGGAACAGAAAUGGGCCCAGGUUAUAAACCUGCUCUGGUUAACUGUUCCACUUGGAGUGCUCUGGUCUUUACUUUUGGGCUGGGUCUGGCUUCAUUUGGUAACAACCCCAGAUCCAGCUGUGAUACCUCAUUAUGAAGUUGGCGUGGUGGCAUUCGGUCUCUCUGCUAUAGUAGAACUCCUCUCUGAGCCGUUGUGGAUCUUGGCACAGGUGCAUAUGUUGGUGAGGCUAAAGGUGAUUGCUGAGAGUCUCGCCAUUGUUGUAAAGUGUGUGCUGACUGUUCUGUGUGUCACAAUCGUACCACACUGGGGUCUCUACAUAUUCUCUAUGGCUCAGUUUCUGGCUCCCUCUAGUGACGCAGCUAUUUCACUCACGCUGUGCUCCAAAAUACUUAAAUGGGAAAAGAUAAAGAUUGUUGAGGGAUUCCUGAACUUACCCAAGGGAGACUGA